Molecule: messenger RNA, 1710 nt
Organism: Diuraphis noxia (Russian wheat aphid)
Lineage: Eukaryota; Metazoa; Arthropoda; Insecta; Hemiptera; Aphididae
Biological process (GO): regulation of DNA-templated transcription
Cellular component (GO): CCR4-NOT core complex
Source: RefSeq, a predicted model, not a curated record
AUGGUUAGAUCAAAGAAAAAAUCAUCGUCUAAUAAAUCAUUAAAGAACAUGCAUCCAUCGCAGUUCAAUAAUCCCAGAAAAAAUGUUAAUAAUUUUGGUGGAUGUAUAGCAGACAUGAACAUGCAAAACCAUAAUAUGAUGACAAAUGAUAUGACACAAAAUACAGCAAAUGUGAAUAAACAAGACCAUAAUACUAUACCAAAUUUUGUAACACAGAGUAAAGUGAAUUUGAAUAACCAAAAUCUUCACAUGAUGCUAAAUUCUGUUUCACAGAAUACARGAGACGCGAAUAAACAAGACCAUAAUAUGAUUCCAAAUAUUAUAGCACAGAGUUUAGCAAAUUUGAAUAGACAAAACCUUAGUAUAAUGCUAAAUGCUAAGACACAGAAUACAUCUAACAUGAAUAAACAAGACCAUAACAUAACAUCAAAUCCUGUAACACUGAGUUUAGCAAAUUUGAAUGGGCAAAGCCAUAAUAUGUUACCAAAUGUUGUAACACAAUUGCCACAAUGGCAUUCUCAAAUAACAAUGAGCGACAUAUUGAAUAACUAUGUUGAUGGUCCAAAUUCAGGUAACAGUUUGUUCACUUCUGGCCGUGAUUUGUCUGUACAAUCCAAUUUUCAACCGAUAUUCGACUGCAAUCAAAUAAAUAACAAUAAUGGUAUACAUCCUCUUAUGGAUCAAUCUAACUUGUCUCUCAUCAAUGGAAAUGAUUUAUCUGACAAUGGACCAAAAUAUAGUGUUGCUAGCCACACUGUGCCCGUAGGGAGACCUUAUGGUAAACAUUCACUGUUCAAAAAAUAUGAUCAUUACUUUAGUUUCAAAGUGAUGAAAACUUCAAAUUCAGAGACAAGUGAAUUCAAAAUGAGGAAUAAAGAUUUUCCAGCAUUACCUGGUACUCAAAUGCAAAUGCAUGAUGUUGCUAAAACUCCAUCUACUAUGAUAGAUUCAAACCAACAGUGGAGUAAUACAAAAAAUGGAUCUAAAUUGUUAAAUAAGUUUAACAUGAAUCGAUUAAUAAAUCAUAAUUCAAAUGAAAGCCAUUUAGAUACAGAUUUUCAUUUGAACGGUAAUGCGGUACCAAAACCUGGUGUUCAAACGUCACUUGAUGAUGGUAAAGUUACUAACAUACCUGGUAGUAUGCUACGUGAUCAAUUUGGAAUUAUUGGUCAACUGGUUACGAUGAGAACUGCUGAACAUAAUCCUAAAUUGGUAACAUUAACUUUUGGACAAGAUUUGACAAGCCUUGGUAUGAACUUAAAUUCCCCUGAAAACAUUUACCCAACAUUCGCAGGUCCAUUUGAAAAUACUCCGCUAGAACCGCAUAACAUUGAAUAUGAUGUACCAUCUGAAUAUAAGAUUCAUCACAAAAUCAAAAAUAAGUUAGCUCCAAUCAAGUUGUCCGAAUAUAAGGAUGAUUUAUUGUUUUAUCUUUUUUUUACUCAUAUUGGUGAUAGAAUACAGAUGGCUGUUGCUAGUGAAUUGCAUACACGAGGUUGGCGUUACCAUACAGGACAACGAAUAUGGAUCACUCCUGUGUCUGGAUUAAGUAGUUCAAAAAUAGAUGGUAAAUUUCAACGUGGCACAUUUUAUGUAUUUGAUAAGCUGUUGUGGCGCAAAGUACCAAAAGAACUAAUGCUUGACCACACUAUGUUGGAUGGAUGUGUUUCAAAUGGUUCUUUCAUACCCCCUAAUACAUCAACAAGAUAA